AGUGUACAUGUUAAUGUUUAACAAAAGGUUCGAGUUUGCGUCGAGUUGAGCUUCGCUGAUUUAUUGUACACACACACACACACACAUACAUACACAUUUGACUCUCUCUAUUUCUCUCUGAGUUUCUUCUUUUUUUUACCUGGUUUCGGUUCUUCUCUUUUUACUCAAGUCCGGUUUAUUUAGUUUAUUGCCUUUUGAAAGCCACGCGAUCAGUUUUUAGUUAUGAACGAAAUGGAUUCCUCUUCAGUUUCAUCUUUAUCCCAACAAAAUGGCAACUCAAUGCACAAUGAUCCAGCCUCAUCGCCAGGUUCUCAGGAUGGCUCGGAAGAUUCAAAGACAAACCUGAUUGUCAACUAUCUACCUCAAACAAUGACCCAAGAAGAUAUUAGAGGUCUAUUUGCUUCCAUCGGUGAAGUUGAAUCAUGUAAAUUGAUUCGAGAUAAAGUUACUGGUCAAUCACUAGGCUAUGGGUUUGUCAAUUAUGUUAGAUCGGAUGACGCGGAAAAGGCCAUCAACACUCUUAACGGACUAAGGCUUCAAAAUAAGACAAUAAAGGUUUCCUUUGCCAGACCAAGCAGUGAAGCCAUAAAAGGAGCCAAUCUCUAUGUUAGCGGUUUACCUAAAGCCAUGACACAACAGGAAUUAGAACAACUAUUUGCACCGCAUGGACGAAUAAUAACAUCACGAAUACUCUGUGACAAUAUUACAGGAGUUGGUUUCGUGCGAUUUGACCAAAGAAUAGAAGCUGAGAGAGCCAUUAAGCAUCUCCAUAAUACCAUUCCAGAAGGAAGCAGCGAACCGAUAACUGUUAAAUUUGCCAAUAAUCCAAGCAAUAAUGCCAAGGCCCUUGCUCCUCUGGCUGCAUAUCUUUCACCUCAACGGCGCUUUGGUGGCCCCAUUCACCAUCCAGCAAACCGGUUCAGGUACAUUCCUCUGUCACCAAUCUCCAGAUAUUCCCCGUUAGCUGGAGAUCUUCUUGCAAACCCACUUUUAGCCACAAACGCCGUUAAUGGAACUGGUUGGUGUUUAUUUGUAUACAAUCUUGCUCCCGAUACCGAGGAGAACCUCUUAUGGCAAUUAUUUGGUCCUUUCGGUGCUGUCCAAAGUGUUAAAGUAAUUCGUGAUCUUCAAACAAACAAAUGUAAAGGUUUUGGCUUUGUCACCAUGACAAAUUACGAUGAAGCCUUGGUUGCCAUUCAAAGCCUCAACGGUUAUACUUUGGGCAAUAGAGUACUCCAAGUCUCGUUUAAGACAAGCAAAAGUAAAUGUUAAGUUUACGGAUUUAAUAGGAGAUAUCAUGGAAGGAGGAAAGAAUGAAGAAGAAGAAGAAGAAGAAGAAGAGAAAAGGAAAAACAAAUGAAAGAAAGAAGCUAAAUAAUAGAAUGGAGAAGAAAAUGAAAAUUAUUGCAACCAAAUAACAAAACAAAAUAGAGAUAUAAAAAAGAGAAUUUUUUUAUGAUAAAAGAAAGAAAAAAAAAGAUAAAACUAAUCGGAAAUUGAUAAUAUUGAGACAAAGCAUGAGAAGAUUAAAGAUGGAAACAGGAGAGAGAAAUGAGAACAGAUUGGAAAGCCCAUCCGAAUGAUAAGGAUGCUUCACGUUAAAUAGUCUUUCAUGGAAGCAGAAUUAUAUUUCGUCUAGUCUUGAAUUUGGUAUUUCCUUAAUUAUGUAAAGACUCAUUGCCUCCACCAAACCUAAUCCAAUCAACCUUCACUUUUUCCCCAAAACUUCAACCCAUCAUGUUUCAUAAGCAAACUCUUAAGGAAAAACAGAGGAAAAACAAUCGGAAACAGGAAAUUGGACAAACACACACAAAAAAAAACAAAAACGAUUCAUGUUAUCAUUCUGUGUAUUCAAAGUGAACUUCGUGUUUCAUCUUACGAUACAUCUGCAUCAGUAAUCCAACUGAAUGGUGCCAACUCUGUUAAUGGGAAGACAAUGUUUUUUUUACCUUACAUCUCUAAUAGUUAACUCUUCAUUUAUCAUUCCUGACAAAUCAUCAAUUCCCUCUCAUCGACAUCAACUUUCAUCAGUUUCUGUUUUUUAAUCCUCCAAAUGUCACUCGUUUUGGUCAAAUCUUAGCCGCUUGUAGAGAAACAAAAUUUAGAGACAAUUUCAUCUAUCGUUUGCGCCAAGUUUACCUCUCAAACUAUCAACAUUUUGCUUGGCUAAAUGUGUCUUCAAAAGGUUAACAAGAUAAAGAGUGAAAUUACAAGCCAACAAAAGAGUUAAAAACUCAUCUCAGUCUGGAUUGUUGUUAAAAUGUUGUGAACUUGAACCAGCAUUUGCAAUGGAAAGAGAAAGCUAAUUGAUAUUCAUUCCAGGAUUUCAUGUUAAACCUGAUUCUCGGAUUUACAGUGACAACUCAUCAAAAGUUGGAGUAAAACAAGAGACGGAACCAAGAAGGAAUUAAGAUGCAGAUAAUGUUGAAGCAAGAAAUGUUUGCAUUUUUCAAUCUAUUCAACCUAAAAUUCCAGAUAUUUACAUCACUUAUUGUUAUUACAAAUUGCCAUCUUCCUUUGUUGAAUCUUCAAUCUUCUUGUUCUAUCAUCGAGCCUUCAUGGUGCUUGCCUUUUCCUCCAACAAACCCGAGGAGAAAAGAGAGAAACAAAAAAAAGAUAAAAAGCAAAAGCAAGGAAAAACAACAAAAGAGGCGAAAAAAAACUAACAUCUGCCAGAGGAACAGUUGACUAUCAAAUAAAUUUGAUUAUAAGCCACUUUUACUUUCAUCUUCACGAUGAUGAUGUUACUCAGGUUUUACAGUCUCUACUCGCUACCAGUGUGUUAUAUGUGUUAACAGGAAAGGAUCCAGAAGAUCAAGAAGCCUACUCUUGAGAGGAAUCAUGAAAGCAAAAACAUUAUAUUGAACCAUCUCACAAACAUGAAAAAAAGUAACAUCAUCUACAGGAGAAAGAAACUGAGGAUGAAAAGGCAAGACUGACCAAGGGAAAUAAGAGAAAAUUGGUAACCAUAGAGAUAUCAUUUUCCAUUAUAACUUUCAUCAUCAUCAUCAUCAUCUUUAUCCCCAUUUUUACCUUUGCUUACGCAUCCUCUUUCACCCGUAUCCCUCUUCAUCUUCCCUUUCACCUUCCCUUCCUCUUCCCUACUUUUAUGAAGUUACCCUUAUUUGCCUGUGAAUCACGUCCAUGAACAAAAAAAAAGAUAAUUCAUGGACGUGAAUACCUUUUUACUCUUUUUUUUUGUCUGUCAUUCUUUGUCCUCUUUCCUCCUUCCAUCUCUUAUCUUUCCUUCAAUGAUGAUGCCAGUUAUCCUUACCUUUCUCUAGUUCAUAAAGAAGAUGGUGAAGGAUGAUGAGCAUGAAAAUAUCAUGAACACACUGAGCAAAUCACUUGAUCAUCAACCUUUUCCAGAUGAUAAAAGAGGUAGAAAUAUUUUCCCUGUAAAAAUGAGACAAAUCUAGGAAGAUGGCUAAAGAUUUGGUGAGAAACAGUAAAACCAUCCAAGAGAAAGAAUGAAAUGAUGAUGAUAUGAUGAUGAUAGGAGGAGGUGAAGGAAGAUGAAAGGCAAUAUCAAAUAUUAUAUCAAAUAUUAUAUCAAGUAUUAUAGUAAUAUAUAAAUAGAGUGGAUGAUCAAUGUUACUAAUUGAGCCUUUAAGGCAUCUUUAUGAAAAAUACAUUGAAACUGUAUCCAUCAUUGUGAUUGUAAAAUGAUUGUGUUGGCAAAGGAAAACAAAAGCAAAAUGGAAACACAACAAAAACUUGUUGAAUCAGUAUUGAUAUAAUUUUAUCCUUUGCCUUUAAUGAUAUUCAUUCAAUUGAUACUGUCAACCAUUCUCCCAAUCAUUUUACUAUUUACAUUUACUGUUUACUGGGUAAAAUGCAAGCAAAUCCAUUCACAAAGGAUAUCAUUUUACGACUUGAUUUCAUCCCUUUCUUUUCCAACCUCAUCAUCAUGCAACCAGAAAUCUGUUUCACUAAAUCUGAUGGGAAUCAUUGUCAUCACCCCUCUUCCUGGUGAUAAAAGCUCAAACUUGUUCAACUAUUAUCAAUAGUUAAACAUAUUUCAUUUGCACUUGCAAAGACAGCUUGAUCCUUAGCAAUUUCAAUUCAAGACACAUUUUUGUCUGAAUUGCGUGUUAAAGGAUCAACUUGAUAGUUACAUUUUUCACAAAAUUCAUUUCUAAUCAACAUUCUAUUAACCAUUUCAAUCCUUCCCAAUGUAUCAGCUUGAUCACAAUUUGGUUGAUUAAGAAGCCAAGUAUACUGUUAACAGUAUAUUGAAACAACACUAACCUCAACCCAUUAAUAUGAAUCUAGAUCUAGUCAGCAACUCUACGAUUGUAUGUAAAUACAGGUUAGUUUUAAUCAAGAUACAAGCUAACUCAAUUUAUCCAAUUUACAUCUAAUGAGUGUUUGCAUAAAAAGGUGGAAAUCACAGUCAAUAACACUUUAGUCCAUUUGGGUUGGCAUUUCCUAGUUGAACCUAAUUUUUAGGUAAAGUUAUCUGUUUUAAGAAGACUGUUUCAAGCCAAUUAUGCUUGUAUUAAUAAGCAUAAUAGACUUGGAGUUAUUUUGCAUUAAAUUGUUGAGACUUGACUCGCAAUUUCACUUACAGUUGAUCAAAUUAUGAUAAAUUUUUGUUCCAUUUUUACUGCAACAUUUGAAAGGACAUUUAUAGCCAUUCAAACUGAUGAAGACUUGAAAAUUUAACGACGACGUCCAACAAAAAGGUCAAUGUUCAGUUUUCAAGUUGCCAUGAAAUUUUCAACUCAUUUUCAGCAUCAUUGAAAGUUGCUAGUUUCAAAUUGCAAUUAACAACUUAAUCUUUUUACCUUUGCUAAAAUUGUACCAAUUUUUUCCUUCCUACUAAAGCUCAUUGUCUUCCUGUUCAAUUCAAGAGUAAUCAUUGUUAAUUUACCUGUUUGUAAUACAAUUUGAAUUGAAAUACAAUCAGGAACACAAAUUGAACCGAGUAAUCUUUACAUUGAGAAAGGUUGAACAAGCAAACAACAAUGUAAUUAACAUUAAAAAAUCAGUAUAUUUUGUUAAUUUGUGUGCUUGUGAGAUGCUAUUCUCAUAACAUGUAAUUAAACAUAAUUAGCAUCAAUUUUGUUGCAAGAAAAAAAUUGAUUAACAUCUUUGAUCAAUUGAAAGGCAAGAAACCCAAGAAAAGAGGAGGAUAAAAAUCAGCAAAUCUAGUAAUUAAGUUGAAAGGUUAUUUAAUAAUCUUGCCUUUUACUCUGAAUUUUGCUUUAAUUACAGCAUAAUCCAGAUUAAAUCAAUUAAACAAAAUAGCAUGAUUGAUUGAACACAUAACAAAAACAUUGGUUUGCAGUGAAACUUGAAUGUAAUUUGAUUUACAAAAUCAACUUCAAGUGAAACUUCAAAUUCAAAGGCCAUUCACAAAGGUGCUAAUCUCAUUGAUUAAGGUUAAUUUUUUUCUUCAAUCGACAUUUAUCAGCAUCAUUUUCAUUCUGAAAAUUACUUUUGAUUAACUCAUUACUAGAUUAUUGUCUCUAUUAUUACAUGUAUCAUCAUCAUUCUCAUCAUCAACAUCAUUCAGUUUUUACACCACGAUUCAGUUUCUCAGUUUAUCUCUUGGAUUUUCUUGUUUCUCUCAAAUGUCAACUCAACAUUUAACAUUAUAAAUGUCAAUAGGAAUGAUUUGUCAUCUUCAUCAUCUUCUUCUUCCUCUUCCUUUCAACCCAAAAAUUUAAACUCUAAAUCAAUUUUUAGUUUAAUUUUCCCUCUCUUCCCAUUUGAUUGGCAGCCAUUGGUUGCUAAGCCAACAAGCAGUUACAAUGAAAGUGAAUCAAUCCUUCGAUUAACCAUUAUUUAUAAUAAUAUCUUCAAUCAAUUGCUGGUGAAUCCUUAUUUUUUAUUUAACAGUUCUGUUCAGCAACAUCAAUAACAACCAACAUCAUCGUCUACAACAUCAUCAUCAUUACCAUCAACAACAACAUCAAUUUAAUCAUAGAUGAUACAAAAAUUGCCAGCAAAAUGAAACACAAGAAAGUGAAAAUUGAAGACACACCAAAAGAAUGGCAACUCAGAAUUGAACCGUUUCGAUGUUUUUCCUUUGUUUUUCCUUUACCAUUCCAACUCUUCUCAUCAUUUCCAUUCUUCGUACAUCAUCAUCAUCUUCAUCAUCCUCACUUCCCUUUCCUCAACCCUCUUUCCCUUCUUAAAUAAGCUUUCCAUUUUAUCGAUUAAUCGAUUUCGAUUGGUUUUGAGUGGAUUUUUGUCUUUUUAUCUUCUACACAAACUCACACAACUCAACAACAUCAGCAAACCUUGAGCAUCCUUUUCACUGCUUAUCCUUUUUCAUCCUCAUUUCUUCCUUCUUACAUCGUCAGAAAACAAAAAAAUAUCAAUUGUGUUUCUUCAAUUUUACUCCUUUUGUUUCUCCUUUUACCAAAAAACAACAACCAAGCCAAACAAACGUCUUAAGAAGAUAUUUAUCUCUUAAUUUAAUUCAUUCUAGUCCUUUUUUCCCCCCUCUCUUCACAUAAUAUUAUUACUUAUAUCUUAUUAUGAUUAUGAUUAUAUUUCGUCUUAUUAUUAUUAGUAUAUCAUUCUUUGAUCACUUUUUAUCCCAAUCCUUUUCAUCCAAUAACCAAAUGUUUGCUUUUUACUCAACUCAUCAUUUCAACUUUUUUUCCCAAAUGUUAUUGAUAUUUGAGUGCGUAACAACAACCAACAACACAAUGUAAUACCCAUUUUUUCCGUAUUUCAGUUAAUCAACAAUUAUCAAUUCCUCUUGUUUAUCAAUAAUUUUAAUUUAACAUUUUAUUUGUCUUGCUAUUAUGAUUAUUAUUCAUUCCUAAUUAUAUUAUGAUUAUUAUAUGUUUCAUUUGAAAGUGGAAAACAAAUUUAACCCAAAAAAAACACAAAUACAUAUGUUCGUAUUUAAAAACAAUUGGUAUUAUGAGUAUUAUUAUUAUUAUUAUUAUGAUUAUUAUUAUUGAGUAUUGAUCAGUUUGACGAUUAUCUUGAUUGGGGCCAAGACGAAGAUGCACAUUCUUAUGUUAUCCUUUCCUCUCUUCCUCCAUCUUCUGAACAUUUUCUCUCUAUCAUGAUGAACUUCAAUACAGGGUGUUAAGGAAACUCAUGUGAGGGAAAAAAUCAUUUCCCUUGCGCAUUAAACCCAUUUUCUGAUGUUAUGGUAAGCCGCUAUUCCUAAGCGCAUUUUGAUACUCUGCCUCACACGAACUUGACACCCUGUACAGUGAAGUACCAGUAAUUGCGACUAAAUUUAUAUAAGACCAUAGGUUGUUCAAUAUUUGAAUAAAUGUGAUCAUGUCUCGGCGUUUUUUUAACAUAAAAUUCAAAAAAUUAGAAACUCUUUCAAUUGUUGACCACAAAAUCUGGUCAAAAGAAGAUUUUGAACAAAACUAUUUAGAUUUGUUGAAAUUAAUUUUACUAAUUAGAAAACAUUUGCACGUAAAAUAGCUUCUCUGCUAUUUAAAGAGAGUCACAAUUACUGUACCUGACUGUAAUGAAAUAACACACAAAAUACUGGCUCAAAAGGCGUACUGUUAACCAAAAGUCAACCCAACAGUUAACAGUGAAACCAGAAAAUUUGAAAAUGUAAAAGAAACGCCAAAGCAAACCCAAAAAAAGAUCAAACGGUUUACCAGAAAAGGCAAAAUCUGGUAAACAUCUUUUCGGCUUUUAACCCAAUACAUCUUGACAGAUGACAACCAAUGUUAUAAAGACGAUAAUUAUGGUGAUGAUGAUUUGAUUGAAAUUAUUAUUAAUCUAGAGAAUCUAACACACAUGAAUUGGUAAAUGGAUGAAGAUGAAGAGGAAUAAUGAAGGAGAUAAAAAAAAGUGAAUUUUAUUCUUCUUUUUACCAGAAAACUUUUGUUUCCUUUCAAAAGGCAAAAUUAACAUUUCAACCCUUUCUUUUCGUCUUCAGUCUUCAGUUUUUUUUUCUUCUUCUACUUCAACAUUUCAUCUACAUUGUCAUUUUAAUGGUUAAUACAAUUAGGUUGGCUUCUUCCUAAUUCUUAUUAGACACACACACACAAAAAAACGAGAAAACAUUUUUCAACCCAAAAAAAUUAACAUUAUACUUAAAAAACGUAAUUUAAUUAUAUUAUGAUUAUUAUUAUUCACUUUUCUUUUGCUAAGCCAAUUUGCUUGAUUACUUUAUAUAUAAAAGCACACAAAACCUGCAAAGCAAGCAAAAAGGAUGCCAACAGCUUGACUAACUUGUUAACAGCGUUUACAAUUUACUUGGGAUUUUACUUGCUACUUCGUCUUAUUAUUAUCAUUACGUAUUAUUAUCAUUCCUGAUCAUUAUUCUGAUUAUCAUUCUUAUGGUUCUAUUAUUCCUUAAGCGAAACUCAAUAUUUUAAAAUAUUUACUAAAUUUUUUGCUUGUGUGUGACGUUUUGACUUGAUUUUUUCGUAAACAAGAAACUUAUAAUUUGCUUCAACCACCCGCAAACAACCCACCAAAAAGACCAUCGAUUAAGAAAACAAAAUCUUUCUAACGAUUGCCAUUGUAAUGGUCAUCCUUGUCGUCAUUCAUCAUCAUCAACAUAAUCAUCGUUAAUGUUAACGGCAAUGUGUAAUGUAUGGAUCUCGCAACUUGGAUGUAAAAAAUUUUCCAGAAAAAAAACGAUUCCAUUCGGAUUCCCUUUCCAUCUUGAUAUGCCACUUUGAUUACCCUUAGUAAAAUUUGAACCAUCUUUUUUGUAUCCGUAAUUGUAUAUCGAGGUAAUCAGAAUAUUUCUGGAAUCAGACAAAAAAAAGAAUGAAAAUUAUUAUAAAAAUUGAUACAAAAAAUAGAGAUUUAAAAAACGAGAAAAGAACAUCAAAAGUAAAAAUAUAAAUAAAGCAAAAUUUGACUAAUAAAUUGUAAUAAUGAAUACUUGUGUUGUCAAUGUGAAAUUGAAACAUUGAACUCCUUUUCACAGCAAAUUUGAAACAAUUUGAAAAGGCCUAAUGAAAAAAUAUACACAAAUUAUUGUAAAUAACCUGGGGGGUUGGUAACAAGUAAAGGCCAAUGUUUUAAAUGAUAAA
Messenger RNA from Tetranychus urticae (two-spotted spider mite), 8990 nucleotides. It is a transcript of the gene fne, whose product is annotated as ELAV like RNA binding protein found in neurons. The record is from RefSeq and is a predicted model, not a curated record. Gene Ontology annotation, cellular component: ribonucleoprotein complex. Gene Ontology annotation, molecular function: RNA binding. NCBI's taxonomy places the organism in Eukaryota, Metazoa, Arthropoda, Arachnida, Trombidiformes, Tetranychidae.